Molecule: messenger RNA, 3385 nt
Organism: Sorex araneus (European shrew)
Lineage: Eukaryota; Metazoa; Chordata; Mammalia; Eulipotyphla; Soricidae
Gene: PRELP
Product: proline and arginine rich end leucine rich repeat protein
Exons: 3
Coding region: 8-1291 (427 amino acids)
Cellular component (GO): extracellular exosome
Molecular function (GO): heparin binding; protein binding
Source: RefSeq, a predicted model, not a curated record
CACACGCAUGCACACAGCACCGGCAGUCAGAACUCCUCGUCUGUCCUGGUCUGUGCUGCCAGAGCUCUGCCGAGAGGUGGGGGAGGAAGAGGAGGGAGCCCGGCCGGGCGCGAAACCCAGCACUGAGGAGAGGCAGGUGCGAGCAGGUACCCCCUGGACCAUGAGGUCGGCCCUCUGCUGGCUCCUGCCGCUUCUCCUCUUGGCCUCCGCGGCUCACGGCCAGUCGACCAGACGCCCGAGACCCAGGCCCCCCCGGCCCAGGCCCAGGCCAACUCCCGCCUUCCCUCGGCCCCACGAGCCCCCGGAGCCGACAGAGCUGCCCCCGCCCCUCCCGCCGGGGCCCCCCUCUCUCUUCCCCGACUGCCCCCGGGAGUGCUACUGCCCCUACGACUUCCCGUCCGCCCUGUACUGCGACAGCCGCCACCUGCGGAAGGUGCCCGUCAUCCCGGCCCGCAUCCAUUACCUCUACCUGCAGAACAACUUCAUCUCCGAGCUCCCCGAGGAGUCCUUCCGGAACGCGUCCGACCUGCGGUGGAUCAACCUGGACAACAACCGCAUCCGCAAGGUGGACCAGCAGGUGCUGGCGCGGCUGCCCCACCUGGCCUUCCUCUACAUGGAGAAGAACCAGCUGGAGGAGGUGCCCUCGGCGCUGCCCCGGAGCCUGGAGCAGCUGCGGCUGAGCCAGAACCGCAUCUCCAAGAUCCCGCCCGGCGUCUUCAGCAAGCUGGAGAAGCUGCUGCUCCUGGACCUGCAGAACAACCAGCUCGGCGACCACACGCUCAGGCCCGACACCUUCCAGGGCCUCAAGAGCCUCAUGCAGCUCAACCUGGCCAACAACACCCUGAGGAAGAUGCCGCCCAAGGUGCCCCAGGCCCUCCACCAGCUCUACCUGGACAGCAACAGGAUCGACGCCAUCCCCAACGGCUACUUCAAGGGCUUCCCCAACCUGGCCUUCAUCCGCCUCAACUACAACAAGCUGUCGGACAAGGGGCUGCCCAAGAACGCCUUCAACCUCUCCAACCUGCUGGUGCUGCAGCUGGCGCACAACCGCAUCAGCAGCGUGCCCGCCAUCAACAACAAGCUGGAGCACCUGUACCUCAACCACAACACCAUCGAGAAAAUCAACGGAACUCAGAUCUGCCCCAGCAACCUGUUCGCCUUCCACGACUUCUCGGACCUGGAGAAGGUGCCCCACCUCCGCUACCUGCGGCUGGACGGGAACCACCUGAAGCCGCCCAUCCCGCUGGACCUCAUGAUGUGCUUCCGCCUGCUGCAGUCCGUGGUCAUCUAGGCCUCCCGCUGCCCUCGCCCCUCCGACACACUUGAAGGCGGUGGCCCAGGCGCCUGGCCCACCGCUGGCCUCCUCUUGCCCUUUCUCUGUCUCUCUCUCCGGCCUUCUCUGGAUGGCACGGGCCACCCUCUGCAGCACCCCCCCCCCACACACACACAGGAGCGACCCCCCUCCCCACCCCCACAGCCUUGUUGAGCCCCACCCCCACUCAGAGGCCUCCCCUGCACAGCUGCUGAGAACCUAGAGCCCGGAAGCAGAUGUGUAUCCAAACGCUUGAUGACCCUUCUCUGUGCUGUGCUGGGGUCAGGGCAGGCCGCGGACAGAUCUCUGGUCUCCCCUGAAGAGAGCAGCCGGGGGGAGAGUUUUCUUUUGUUUAUUGGUUGGGUUUCUUUUUGGGAGGGGGAAGGGAGAUUAUACCUGGCAGUGCUCAGGGAGCACUCCUGGUGGGCUUGGGGGACCAGGUGGGAGGCCAGGGACCAAACCCAGGUGGGUGCCAUGCAAGGCAAGCACCUGGCCUGCUGCGCUAUGGCCCCGCCCCAGAGUCUGAGAAACUCCCCCCCCGCCCCGCACCAGAGCCCAGACGCUCUCCGGGGGGGACCCCACUGAAAGGGGCUCUUCUACCCUGGGGCGCCACGAGGCACGUACACCCCCUCUCCUGGGCCGAGAGCCCUGUUGCCCCGCGUCUGCCACCCUCUUCUGCAGAAGGCUGCCCAGGAACGGCAGGAGCAGGGCAGAGUCGCUCUCUCACCUCCCCCUCCUCCUUCGGGUGAACUCAGCACACAUCCUCCUGACCUGGCCGGCUCGAGGGCAAGGGCGGGGCAGCCCCUCCAGGCCAGGAACAGCUGGAAGAACUCGGAGCAGAGGGGCGGGAGUCCGGGCUCAGGCCUGCGUGGUGUGGACGGGGUUUAUAGCUCCUGUGGCCACUCCGGGCAAGAGGCCGGGGGCCCUGGGAACACUGUCCCCCUGGGUCUGGAGCCCCACCCUGUCCACCAUCUGUUCUCUGUCAGCGCCGCUGUGCCCGGACUCUCCCCGCCUUGAGCAGAGCGUUCCCUGGGAAGCCAGGAAGGGGACAGGCCUCUGGGAAGGUCCCAGCAGCCUCUCCCAGGCCGCCCAGUCCUGGGCUAACUCACCAGCGUCCCCUGGUGGCUGGUGCGGGUCACAGCCGGCUCCCCAAGGCAAUGAAUGGUGCUGGCCCGGGUUCGAGGGCCAGAGGGGAUGCGCAGUGGACAGCUUGUCGCUGUUUGCUGCCUGCCUGUGAGCUGAGGGAUAGAAGACGCUCCCGAGGCCCUGGGCCUGGGGGCCGCCCACACCUGCCCCCACCCCCAGAACACGCUCCAAGGCACCCCCCAUCCCAGCCCCGUGCCCACCGGCCCCCCGGAAGGUGCGCUCACUGCCCGUAUGCUCACUGCUCUGGGAGACGGUGGGGGGCCCUGGAGGGGAGGGCGCCCAGGAACAAACGAGACACGGAAAGCCACCUUCAAGGCUGAGAAAGGCCGGACGUUUCCUUAACGCUGGCUGCAGCUGGGUUCCCACCGGCAAGAAACGCCGUCGGUUCCUGCCUACCUUCCCCCGCGGGGUCUCUGGCGCCUGCUCGCGGCCCGCAGCCUUCCCACCACUGGUUUCUCCAAGGCUCCCGCUUAAAGUCACCCACUCGGUCACGUGACUGUAAGCGACCUGGUGCUAUGGCCUGGAAAAGCCCCCUGCCCCCCGGCCCCGACUCGCUCCUGACCAUCUCGACCCCUCUGGUGAGGCCCUCCGAGGCUCGUGCACCCACCCACCCACCCACCCACCGUGGUUGGGGUCAUUGUCCAGCAUACACCCCCGCCACCUGGUGUUCAUUUCAGCUGUCACCCCGCCAUCCCCGCCACCCCCGGCUGAGGUUGGUUUAACUUAACCCCCCGCCCUGCCCCCAUGACACCCGAAGCCCCUCUGGCUCGAGGGGAGCCCCGUGCUCUGGACCCCAGGCCCUGCUUGGUGCUGGCCAGGGCCCUGAAGUGGGGGGGGCUGUGUCCCCGGAGUGUCGCGGUUCUCUCUAGACCAUGUUAACUCUGUGUACCCUACUCCGGCACGCUUCACAGCAGAGGAAAUAAAGUA